Molecule: messenger RNA, 1280 nt
Organism: Setaria italica (foxtail millet)
Lineage: Eukaryota; Viridiplantae; Streptophyta; Magnoliopsida; Poales; Poaceae
Product: acidic endochitinase
Exons: 1
Coding region: 133-1026 (297 amino acids)
Biological process (GO): carbohydrate metabolic process
Cellular component (GO): extracellular region
Molecular function (GO): chitinase activity
Source: RefSeq, a predicted model, not a curated record
ACCAGUUUCACACUUCCAAUCCAUCCAAUAUAUAAGGCAGCCCUUGCAGCCAAAUUAUCACACAACACACAGCAAACACAACCAACACUGCAAACAUAACAAUAGCAGCGGGAAGCAACACUGCCUCCACGCAUGGCCACCAGAUCAUCGCUUGCGCAACUGCUGCUCAUAGCAGUAGCUGCUGCACAAAUUGUUGGGUCACUCGCUGGUGGCAUUUCCAUAUAUUGGGGUCAGAAUGGUGGCGAGGGCACACUGGCUGACACCUGCGCCACCGGCAACUACAAGUUUGUCAACUUAGCCUUCCUCGCAGCCUUUGGCAAUGGCCAGCCCCCGGUGCUCAACCUGGCAGGCCACUGUGACCCGACCAGUGGUGGCUGCACCAGCCUGAGCGCCGACAUCAAGUCAUGCCAGAGCAAUGGUGUCAAGGUUAUGCUAUCGAUUGGUGGUGGUGCAGGCAGCUACUACCUGUCCUCGGCCGAUGAUGCCAAGAAUGUGGCCACAUACCUGUGGAACAACUUCUUAGGUGGGCAGUCCUCUUCUCGCCCCCUCGGUGAUGCGGUUCUUGAUGGCAUAGACUUCGACAUCGAGGGCGGCACCAACCAGCACUGGGAUGAUCUUGCAAGGUACUUGAAAGGUUACAGCAACUCUGCCAGGAGGGUGUACCUGACUGCUGCGCCUCAGUGCCCGUUUCCUGAUGCCUGGGUCGGUGGAGCUCUCAACACCGGCCUGUUUGACUACGUCUGGGUGCAGUUCUACAACAACCCUCCCUGCCAGUACAGCUCAGGCAGCACCACUGACCUUGCAAGUGCAUGGAAGCAGUGGCUGUCAAUUCCGGCGAAGCAGAUCUUUCUUGGCCUGCCAGCUUCACCUCAGGCAGCAGGAAGCGGGUUUAUACCAGCUGAUGAUCUGAAGUCCCAGGUUCUACCAUUGAUCAAGAGCUCUGGAAAGUACGGUGGGAUCAUGCUGUGGUCCAAGUACUAUGAUGACCAAGAUGGCUACAGUUCUUCAGUCAAGAGUGAUGUUUAAGUGGGGAUGCCUCUGGUGUAACGAUUUCCUGUGUGCUUCUUGUGCUGUGUGAGCAUUUCACCCUAUGCUUUGUGAGUAGCUGUGUGUAAUUGCAAUAAUUAUUAUUUGUGGAUUGGAUUGGACCUGCUAUAUCCAUUGUUCUGGCUUCAAGAAAUUCAAAACUACAAAACUAUCUUGUAUUUUAUUUAUUUCAAUUGGAGGCUAUUGGCUUUCAUAAAUGGCAUCAAAUUCUAAUGCAAAAAUGGCUGGUCCAA